AUGUUUUUGCAGAGAUCAGUGCUGUUGGGUAGGAGUGUUGCGUCGUGUGGGUUGCAGCGGACGGCAACCAGGGCGUUCACGAUCCCGUUUCUGUCGAAGCUGCCCCAGAAGGCUGGCGGCGUGGAGGGGACGCCCAACGACGCGUAUGUGCCUCCAGCGGUGGAUAAGAUGCAUGGGUCGUACCACUGGGACUUCGAGAGGGCGCUUGCGGUGGCGAUGGUGCCGCUGGCAGUGACACAGCUGGCCUCCGGCGGGUCGGCUCCGCAGGUGGCAGACGCGGUGUUGGCGUCUGUGCUGUUGGGACACGUCUACAUCGGGUUCCAGUCGUGUAUCAUCGACUACAUCCCGAGGCGGGUGUACGGCAGGAACUACAACUACGCGAUGUACCUGUUGACGCUGGGAUCUGUGUUCUCGGCGGUGGGCAUCUACAAGCUGGAGACCGAGGAGAACGGAGUGAUCGGGGUGCUGACCAGUCUGUGGAAGGCGGGCUCGGGGCGCGAGGAGAAGAAGGACGCCUGA
This is a messenger RNA of Torulaspora globosa, 519 nucleotides long. Its product is annotated as CybS family protein. The record is from RefSeq and is a predicted model, not a curated record. Bases 1 to 519 code for a protein of 172 amino acids. Gene Ontology annotation, molecular function: ubiquinone binding; heme binding. The transcript has a single exon. Gene Ontology annotation, biological process: mitochondrial electron transport, succinate to ubiquinone; tricarboxylic acid cycle. Gene Ontology annotation, cellular component: membrane; mitochondrial envelope. NCBI's taxonomy places the organism in Eukaryota, Fungi, Ascomycota, Saccharomycetes, Saccharomycetales, Saccharomycetaceae.